This is a messenger RNA of Nematostella vectensis (starlet sea anemone), 711 nucleotides long. RefSeq lists its product as uncharacterized. The coding region runs from base 53 to 592 and encodes 179 amino acids. Gene Ontology annotation, molecular function: ubiquitin-protein transferase activity. Lineage: Eukaryota; Metazoa; Cnidaria; Anthozoa; Actiniaria; Edwardsiidae. The record is from RefSeq and is a predicted model, not a curated record. The transcript has 3 exons.
CUGUUAUUCUUUUAGAAAAAGGGACUAUUUUUGUCCACAUGUUUCAUAAGUGAUGUUAAAUAUAAGUGAUUUAUUAUUUACUGGAUGGGUAUGCUGUAUUCAUUUCAGAAUUGCUAACAAUCAUGCAGAUGAAGUUAGACAUGGCUACCCCAUGUCAUCGCCAGUGGCACUUAAUAAUGAUUUUAAGUUGUGUGGAGAGAUAAUGGCAAUGUCCAUAUUACAGGGUGGACCAGUUCCAAAUAUCUUAAUGCCAGCAGUUGCAAAUUAUCUUCUUGGCAAGCCACUUUCUACAAAUGAUGUCAAGGAUAAAAGUUUAAAAACAGUAGUUGACAGGUUAUCAAGUGCUGCAACUGAUGAUGAAGUAAAAGAAGUCACAACCAGUGAUGCUGUAUUAGAUGUUUUGGACAGCAUUGGUUACAUGAGUAUCCCACAAAAGGAAACAGUUGCAUCUGUGAAGUCCAUCAUACAAUGGAUAUGUCUUAAAGAUCAGCUAAGUCCAUGUUUGCCUUCACUUCUUCAACUUCAAUGUGGGUUGGAUACCUGUAGCUUGCUUAAAGCAAUCAAGGAAAAUCCAGAUGUAUGUGAACUCUAGAAAAUCUCAGCAGAGGUACUUAUAAUUAUGAUUCAAUUCGCUUUUUAUUUGCAGCAAUUCUUUCUAUUUGCUGCAACUCUUUCUAUUUGCUGCAAUUAUUUCUAUUUGCAGCAUGUCCC